Taeniopygia guttata (zebra finch) is the source of this 9289-nucleotide messenger RNA. RefSeq names its product ring finger protein 180 (gene RNF180). The record is from RefSeq and is a predicted model, not a curated record. Gene Ontology annotation, cellular component: endoplasmic reticulum membrane. Gene Ontology annotation, biological process: positive regulation of proteasomal ubiquitin-dependent protein catabolic process; serotonin metabolic process; protein polyubiquitination. Gene Ontology annotation, molecular function: ubiquitin conjugating enzyme binding; ubiquitin protein ligase activity; metal ion binding. NCBI's taxonomy places the organism in Eukaryota, Metazoa, Chordata, Aves, Passeriformes, Estrildidae.
GGCACCCUGCUCCUGCUCGUUUCUGUCUUCACUUUGUGCGACAACUGAUGCCUGUAUGUGUAAGAGCGUGAAACAGGCAACUCUGGCCCUGGGAUCUCUUGGAAAAACGAGAUUACACACCGAUCAGUGGUUUUCCAGUGUAUCGCCAGAUCUGUUCGCUGUCAAAGCCAUUUACACACUCUAUAUCCUACCUGUGCUUGGACGACCUUAGGCAGCAUGCAACAUGCUAGCAAGUCAAAAAAUAUGUUGCAAGUAACAAUUGGAUUUUUUAAACUUCUGUUUAUUAUAUGGGUUAGUCUUGGUACAAAAGGAUCACACUGGCCGCCCUCUGACAUUAACUUGCAUCAUACAGAAGCUGAUCACACAACCGCUGAACUGGUAGAAGAGUUUGUAGACAAGGAGAUGCACAGAAGCAGAUGAUGCAUCUUUCUGCUUCCCUUCUUUAGCAGCCUGGAGACAGUUCUUUAAAUUUUCUGUCUCCCCAUCUUAAGUGCUAUUUUUUGAGACACAUUGUUGAAGAAGGUUUUUUUAAGCAUUUCUUUAAUCAGAAAUACUUUGGAGAUCAGAAACUACCAGGACGUUUUUAAAGUGUACCCUAAUGUCUUCCAUGGCUGUCUCUCUGUCUGGUAAAUUAUCAGUUUCCUCCUUCUCUGGGAACAGGAACCUGGGAUAUGUAUGGACUCUUGUUGGUUAGGACAGCUCAUUUUCCCUGUCAUCCUCCCACAAACCAGACACUCACCUAAUUUUUUUUUAAGAUUAUCAAUCUGCUGAAGUUUUAGUGCCCUAGUUUCUUACUGCAAUCUAUUAUUGUAAUUUUCAUGGCUCUAAUAUUCUGAAGGAUCAUAGGUGAUUUUGGAAGAAAAAGCAUUGAUAAAUGCUAGUGCUGCUACACUUAAUUUCUCAUUUUUAUGUAUUUGUGAAUGAAGGGCAAGUUAGUUGAAAUUCUAGACCAGAUUUCAACAGAAAUUUAGGGGAUUGUGUUUAGUUUUUCACUUUGAACAUACGAAAAUUUUUAAUAGGAGUCAUACUAAAUGUUUUUUAGCAAUCUUUUUGAAGACAGAAUGACCAAAAUGUAAUAUAUUAUACAAUUUAUACUUCGUAAGACAUUUAGAUAUGAAUAGACCUUAUUUUAUUCCCCCUUGAAAAUUUAUGUAAUCUGUCUAGUCUUCUCAGCUGGUAAAACUUCAGUGAGUUCUGCAUCCAGAACUUGCAUUCAGCAAGAAUAGCUGACCUAUUUGAAGGAGUUCACAAAAUAGCAGUGGUAGUUGGAGAUCAAGAAAGCAUUCUCUCUGAGGGAAAAGAGAAAGAUUUAUUUAGUUCAAAGACAAGACUGAAGGCAAGCUAAUAUCUAAUAAGUGUUUAAAGUUGUAAAAUGUUCUGCAUGGAAGAAAAGGAGCAAUUUUGUUCUCUGUAUUCGCUAUAUAAGGGAAAUUAGAAGAAAAUUAAAUUUAAGUAUUAGGGAAAGAGUAAUAAGAGGUAAGAAGACAAUGAAAUAGUUUGGGAACGCUGUAAAAUCUUCAUCAAAGGUCUCUAAGAGAAGAUUAGACCAAUGAUCUCCAAGAAAGGGAACUGAGACUGGUUUGGAAAGGAAGUCUUAGGACCCUGCUACUGGUUUUACUGGGACUAAAGAACAGAAAAGACUUUGAAGGUAAUCAGACAAAAGCCAUGGAAGAAUAUAGGCUUUUAAACACUGAUACAUCUGCAUGCUACUUGGGAGGCAAGCAUGAGCUCACACAAAGCAACUGACCUGAGAGCAGUACAACACACAUGACCUAGUACUAAGAUAAAAAGGCCCACUCAGGGCCUGACACUAUUUUUGGAGUUCCAAAUGGAAGACUUUUUAUCUUUAUGUAGGCACUUUUUGCUGAAGGAGGGCAAGAUUUUAACAGUCUUAUGUGCAAACCAAGACAAAUGAAACUUACGAAAAUAUAUCCAAAACACUAAGGUUAAACUGCAUUUAACAAAAUAAAAAACCUUCAAAAUCCUGCGUUCAUAUGCAUUUAUUUGAACUUACGUACAAAACAAAAUAAAAGUGCGUGUGGUAAGUGAGAAACAUGCUAUGUGUAGAAACCUCUGCAGUGUGUUAAUAUGCAUGUGUAAAGUAUCUUCUGUCCUUUGUGAGGACUGCAAAAGACACAUACAUGCAGAUUUUUGAUACACCUACUUAAUUUUUAAAUACUCUUAGGCCAGAAGAACACUUCAGCCCACUGUACCAUAAUAUUAAAAAAAGUACCCACUUGAGUUGGAUUUUUUUGCAUGUAGUCCACUAUCAGCACUCUUGGUUACACAAAAUACAACAAAAUAACAAUCAUGCUAUGUGUGUCAUUACGCAUAUACUAAGCAUUAAUUUCUCUUAUGUAAGUGUAAUUUUAAAUAAAAGAUAUAUGCUGAACUAAGAAGAACCUCUCAAAGGGUAUAACUAACUAAACAAAAUAAAUAAAUAAAAGACCUUUUAUAUUGCAGUAAAGCUUGGAAGAUAUUAUACAGUUGAGGAGGAUGUUUACAUCAGCUCAAAUGCCAGUGAUCAGUCUUUUAUCUGAUUGUUGUGAGGUCUAUCACCAAGUUGUUUUUGCCCUGCUCCAAUCAUCAGCUUCAAAUGAAGCAGCUGUUCAAAAGAUAGCAGGAUAUCCUCUUCUCUAAGGUGAAAAGAACGUGUAGAGAGACUUAAAUAUAUCAUUUGGAUUAAAAAUACACAGCAUAAAAAGUGUUGCAAGGGAUGUAUCACAUCAUAUCAAGAAGGUAUUUGAGUAGAUGAGGAUAUGGCUGUACCUAAAGAGAAUGUCUGAGCUAGCUGCAUGCAAAAUGUCUUUCAGUCCAUCCUGGUUGAUCUUAGAUUGGAGGAUCACACUGAACUGUUGUAAAAUUAAAUUCAUGCUAGAAGUGUGUGAAUAGAAUUUGUGAAGAAUAAAUUAAUUAGGACAGCUUUAAAGUGUUUGAAAGUCAUAACUGAUAACCAUUCUCUCAAUACCCUGUGGUGCCUAGUGUCAUAACAGCAAAGGGAUACAAAGUACUUCUAAAAAUUAUCAAAGAAUGAAUUUACUUUUUAAAAAAAUCAUUCAUAGACAGGUUCAUUAUAUGUUCCACUUUUGAAAUGUGUCUGAUACAGAAAGUAGCAGCACUGAUUUAGGUAGGAUAGUAAAAACUAAGUUUUAGUUCAGUAAAAACUGAAGUUCUGCUUAAGUCAAAGCAUUUGAAUAAUUCAGUUUUUGUCAGGAACAAGACAGGUUACUAGUAUAAGUUCUUAGCUUUUAUGUGUCUCUUGCAUGAUCUUUUGCUUGUCUGUCUUAAGAUUCAUUAAUGAACAUUUAAUAAAAAUACAUUUUAAUUGUGAUAUUGCAAGGAAAUACUUAAUGUUUGCCUUAAUUUCACUUCUUAAACUGAGAGUGGAUCUGAUUGUUAAAAACUGCAUGUAUACUUGAGCUCAGAUUCUGCUGUAUGUACCUAUGUUAAUGCUUGUCAUUCUCAAACUAUAUUUCAGAUCUUUACUUUUGUAGAAAAGUAAACAAUGCAAUGAAUUAAGACCUCAGAUGUAAAUAAAAGAUAAUAAGUAACUUCUCUGUCUGUUUCAUUGUCUUUGAUUGCAUCAGAAAACAAGGCAGAAAAGGGAAAGGUCAAAAUUGUGAAAAUGCAAAAGUCUGUAUGUUUCAACAAGGCAAACUGCUCUUCAGACAACCUUUAGUGAAGACCUCAAAGUUGCUUUAGUGAAAACUAAAAAAAAAUUAAAUGUUAAAAUUGUUGCAAAAUUAGAUGUUUGGACUCUGAAACUUUUUACACUGAUUUUUAGUUUUAUAGUCCGGCAUGCCCGUCAAUGAGUGCAGUGCACUUUAGCAUUCUGAGUAGGCCUAACUCUAGUAUAGAGCUUGAGUUGCCAUGUAGAUGAAAUUUUUUUUUUUUUUAAUGUAGCUAGCACAAGGGGGUAAAAACAUAAGUACUCUGAAACAAAAGUUGGAGGAUAUUUGGAAAAAACAUGACAAAAAAGGAAGACUUUGGAAUAAGGUAGAGAAGACUAGAGAGACAAUUAUGAUGCUGCAAGACACAAAAAAUAGAGUAUUUGUUUUGUCCUUCUGGUGUCUUAAUGUAAGUCCUGUUUCACAAAGAGGUUAAUACAGAGGUUCUUGAAAAAUGGUUGCAUCAGUAGUGCUCAUCCUUGCACACAAACUAAUUUAAGGGAGCUAGCCUCCAGGGGCAUGUUGAGAAAAGAAUCUGUUAUCUAUGGUUUUAUGUUAGCAUUCAUUAUUGUUAUGUGGCAUUUUAUGUGUGUAUGUUUCUUUAUUGCUUAGGGUAGCAGUGACUUAUUGCUAUGGCCAUAUUCCAGAAAAACUGGAGUUCUCUUAUCUUUUGUCCAAAUAUUGGACAAGCUUUUUGUUUGGUUGAUUGGUCAGCUUUGUUUUAUUUUCGUUUUAGUUGUUUUGUUGUUUUUGCUUUCUAGUUCUUUUUGCAACCUGGAAAUAAAACCAACUGUUUCAUGUUACUAUUUAAAACAUCUAGAUGGCAUGCUACACAAAAUCAGAGUGUAUUUGCAAGUAAAAUAUUAGUCUCCUCUACAGUGUUGAGAAUAUUUAUGGACUUCAAGGUCUCAAGAGAAAAUUGGUGUUUCAAAAGGUGACCAAAUUGUUUGCUUUGUGGUCUUUACAGGUCAACAUACAGAGCUGCAAAAUCCCAAGCUGACAUAAUGAACAGCCAAGAGGCUGGUGUUCUCUGUUGCUGGAAAUGUAGGAAAUAUGUAGCAAAUUCUGUUUUUCUUGCAAAAUGUAAUGGGAAAAAAACAUCCAAAAUAUAUCAACCUUCAGCUGCCGCUCAGAAUUGUUGCAAUGUAUGGCAUGUGAGCUUAGAAGCCAUUCCAGAGUGGGUGAAAUGUGUCAUUGAAAAGGCACAGUGGACAAUUGGAAAACUGCACUGUCCAUUCUGUGAGGCCUGCUUAGGGGGCUUUAACUUUGUUUGCAACAAAGAAUGUUCCUGUGGACAGUUAGUAAAUAUAAAUUUCUUCAAAAUUUGGACUGAGAAUCCAGUUAAAUUGUCAAAAUCACCAGGGAAACAUUUGCUUCUCAAAAUUCAGUCUGGUUUUAACAAGGAUACCUGCCAUGAAGUGGUAACUGCAACUUUGGAAAUCAUAAAUCAAGGGCUUUCUUACACUGCUGGAAAUAAUAAUAGUGCUGGAAGAUUAACAGAAGCACUUUGUCUAGAAGUAAGAGCUCCCAGAUAUGAGAUCGAAAGUAAAAAACUUCCAUUAAAGGCAUUAAAUCAAAAAAGAAAUCUCCUUUCUUCCUAUCCUGUAAAAGAUACAUGCACUGUAAAACCUUUUCACAGAAGAUCAUGUAGCUUGGAUUUAAAUAUCAGAGAAAGACUUGUUUUGUCACCUGUGUUAUCUGAAACUUGCAGCAUGGGAACACUUUACCAUGGCCAAAAUGAAAAUCCAUCUGCUUACAUACAAGGGAGCUUGCAAUUAGAGUCCAGUAGGAAAGAUGGUAGUUCUUUUCAGGAUCUGUAUAGUUCCAGGGCUGACAUACUACAAAACAAAUUUCAGGUUAGUUCCGUUACCACAUUACUACACAGAGAUACUGAAAGUGAGUGUGAUUUUGAAGUUACUGGACAGUCUUCUGGGAGUGUCAUUUCUGAUGGGUCACCAUUUGUGAUGAAUCUUUCCUUGCCUAGAAGGACUGUAGAAAACAAACAGUACAUCACAUCUUGUGGUCUUGCGCAGUCUAUGAGCAUUUCCUUCAACCAAAAGCUGAGUAAGAGAGAAAGAAACAAGUCAAAAAGCCUGAGGAGAAAACACAGAAUGAUAGAGCAAUGUCUACAGAAGCAACCUGCAAAUGAUAACCUGCAUACAAAUGAUGAGCAUGAACUCCGAGGAGAUAAAGAAAGCUAUCUCUGUGCUGUGUGCCUGGAUGUUUAUUUCAACCCUCACAUGUGUUAUCCAUGCCACCAUAUCUUUUGUGAACCUUGCUUGAGGGUGCUUGCCAAAGACAAUCCAGCCAGCACUCCAUGUCCACUGUGUCGCACUACAAUUGCCAGAGUCUUUUUCCAAACAGAUCUGAAUAACUGUACCAGAUCUUUUUUCCCUAUGGAAUAUUUGAAUCUAAAGGAAAAUUUUCAAAAAUCCAAUUCUGCUAAAUGGCCUCUACCAAACUGCAAGAAAGCAUUCAGAGUUUCUGAAGGUUUUCGAAGGCGCGCAACUACUGUAACAAGGAGGCAUUUCCCACAUGCUGCUCACAGGAUGGAUUAUAUGGACUUCGAGGAUGAUAGCUGUGGAUGGCGGUUUGAUAUGGACAUGGUGAUCAUCUACAUUUAUUCACUCAACUGGAUAAUAGGAUUUAUUGUUUUCUGUUUCCUUUGUUAUUUCUUUUUCCCUCUUUAGGCUGUAGAAGUAACAGUUAAGGAAAAUGACAGUCAUGUGAACAAAAAAAUUGUGAAUAUAAAAGUAUUGGAAAAAGGUAAAAUGUUUGAUACUGCAUUUUUAUCAUUCAGAAUUGGAAUACACUUCAUCAAGCAUGCUGUGAAGCUGUUCAGUACUUCUGCUAUAUGUGACAAAGUAUUUGAGUUUGGUUACAGAUGUAAUGUGAAAUCCACAUCAUAGUUCAUUCAGUUGGAGUUUUGCCUUUGGAAGAUUUUCAUGGGAAAAGAAUUUACCCCUAAUUUGUAAAAUGAUUACUCUGUAGAAGUACUCCUAGUUUUUAGGGGGGAUCUGUGUACUAUGAAGAAUGUAAUCUAUAGAAUCAUUUGGGAGUUUGACUCUGUGUUGACACGCUUCACUCACUCAUUGAUGCUUCAAUUCCUCAUACAUAAAAGCUAUAAAGAAGCUUCCCAUUUUCACUCAGAUCUUUUGGGAGCAGGAGCAGUCCUGUACCGUGCAUUAUAUAGACAUUCAUCAGAGCUGUUUCAGUGCCACGAUCCAAAUCCUGGAAAAUUUUGACAACUGAUAGACUUAUCAGCAUUCCACUGUGAUAUUUUGAGCCUAUUAACCAAAAAGAAAAAUUACACUGCAGUGUGCUGCCAGUUCAUUUCUUCAGCAAAGAGCAAUAAGAAGGAAUCAGCUAACAACCACAAGUUCUGCACAAUAAGAGGACCAUUUUUGUGCAGAUUUGCAGUGUAGCACCAUACCUUUUUUACCCAUUUAGAUGAGUGUGUUUGGAUCCAGCAAGACUAAUGAAGGGCAACCAGCAGGCCUGCCAGCUAUGAUGCUGUGAGAUACUGACCCAACUAAAUACUGGAGACAGAAGCAUUCUCCAGUGGAAGAAAUCAGUAUCAUUAUUAAAUUGCUGUAAAAAUUGAGGAUACUUUUAAAUGUGGGCUCUCCAGGACUUUAUGUCUCAUGGGAGAGUACAUAACAGGGCACAGUAUUUAUUUGCACCUUUCUUAUGAAACUAUUCUAAAGCACUUUAUAAUUAUUCUAUAUAUGGAUUCAUGAGUUACAGUACCAAACUGCAGCCAGUUCAACAAUCGUUCCAGACUUGCUGCUUUACACAGUAUUUUCAAGUGAAAGAGCAUCUAUUAAAUUAUAGUAAAAGAUACUAGAAAUGCAUAUGGGAAUUGGGUUCUGAAGAAUGGCACACGGUAGUUUACAGCUUUACUUUUCAGGGAGGUACAAGGAAGUUUUUAUUUCUAAUGGCAUAAAUCUUCAAAGUCCACUGUACUUUCAUCUAGAAAAGCAUGUGAGUGUAGGUAUAUUGUCCCUCUAGUAUCAGAAUUUGUGUGGGAGACCUGUGGUUUUUCAGUAGGUGGUGUACUCCCCUGUUCUAGCAGAGAACAAGGAGAAAUGUGUUGUGGAAAGUGCCAUCUGCCAAAUGUGAUGGAAUGAAAUCAGAGUUUUAUUAAGCAUGAUCUUAUAUUCCUUUACUGCAGCACCUCCAGCAUGGUCAGCCUCUUGCAGGUUAUGAAGGGAUCAGGACCAGAAACUUUUACUUAAUCUGAAAAUCAGCAGUAAAUCAACUACUAAUACUUAGUUUUCUAACAGGCUGCAUAAAAAAAGUAUUUUCAAGAACAUAUAAGUAGAAUUUAAAAUUACAACUCUAACUACAAUGAUUAGACUAAAUAAUCUGUCAUCUUUUUUAAUAUAUGCAAAUGUAAAGAGAUGUAAGAACUGAAAUUCAGCAUCACCACAUAACUUGUGGCUUUGACAAAAAUGCAUUUUUGUAAUAAGAAUAAUCCACUCAGUUACUUUGUCUCUGCCUAAAAGUGACUGGCUCUAUUAUUACUGGCAUUAAGCAUAAUGUUUUAAAAGCUUUAAGGCUGUAAUAAAACAUUUGGUGGAAGUAUUUUAAAAACUAGGGGUUAUAAGUCAUAGACUCCUGUUUGGCUACAUGCAGAUGUGUGGGUGUGUAUGCUAAAAUACUAUCCAUAAAUUUAAACAGCUCUCUCAUAUAUGCCAAGACUGCCAUUCUAACUGCAAUUUUUGUUUGCCUCUCUAAACUUCUGAAAUUACUGCUCAUAUGUCAGAAAAGGGAAGGACCAACUCCCUGUUAAGAAAAAAUUGCUUCUAUCUUUUUAUUUCAAAAAAACCUAAAAUAAAACAUUGUCAUGAAAAAAUACUUUAAGUGACAUAGUCUAAAAUUCCAGUAAUAGUGUUAUUUAAAUUUUUUUAACUAGGUUGUCUGGUAAAGAAAUAUCUUUCAGUAAAUAUUCAAAAGUAUAUUGAAACAUAAGAAAUGUAAUAUAGAAGCUAACAAGUUAUAUAAGAAAAAGUUACAUCAUGUUUAAUAGCAUGCUACCAUGGCUUUAUUUGAAAAAGAGCCACAAAGAAGAGUAAAAAUACAAUCUAAUAUUGGCCUUUUUUGUAAAUUUUCAACAAGAAUUUAUGACUGAGAGAGACAUUUUUCUAAAGUUAGUAGGACUCACAAUUCUGCAGGACAUUUCUAAUUGUUUAACUUUACCUUUCUUCAAGGCUUAAACUGUUUAUUGAGCAAUAUUGUUUUAUUUUAUAUGGGUUAUUAUUAAUUCCAGAGAAAGAUUAUUCUUAAAUUAUUAAAAAUGUACAUUAUGAAGACUACUCCAACUCUGAGAGAUCGAUCCUCCAUAGGAAAACACCUAAGAGGUAUAGAGUGGAGAUGCACAUUUUUUGUCAUAUAUUGGGUUUUUUUGACAUAUAUACUUUUGUAAAAAUGCAGAAACAGUUUAAAGGCUCAAAUUUGGUUUUCCUUGAAGUCUGCUGUAAAAUGCUGUUAAUAGCUCUUGGAGCAAGAGCAGGUCCUUUGUAGGCUGUUUUCUGGUUAAAUUUAUCCUGAUCAGCAAGCUUGUAUCUCUUAAUACCAUAGUAUUAAAAUGUUUACAAUAAAAUUUGAGUUGUUUUUAA